Molecule: messenger RNA, 1801 nt
Organism: Episyrphus balteatus (marmalade hoverfly)
Lineage: Eukaryota; Metazoa; Arthropoda; Insecta; Diptera; Syrphidae
Product: facilitated trehalose transporter Tret1-like
Exons: 6
Coding region: 310-1713 (467 amino acids)
Biological process (GO): transmembrane transport
Cellular component (GO): membrane
Molecular function (GO): transmembrane transporter activity
Source: RefSeq, a predicted model, not a curated record
UUUCGUGGUGCAGAAGUCGGUUUUAAUUAAGCUUCGCAUCAAUUUGUAUCAGAUUCAAAAUAAUACUCAAUAUUCAUCAAGUUAUUUCUCAAGCCUUUAAAAAUUAAAUAAAAUAUGUAUUUAUUUAGCAACAAACAAACACCUGCAGAAAGAGAGAGGCAUGGUACCUAAGUACAAAAUAUUUUCAAAUAGAUAUUCAGUGAUUGAAUAUUCAGUUUUGAGUUUAAUGUAAGAGCGCUAGCACGUUGUUUACCUUAUUAAAUUGUGCUUUUAUCCAAUAUUGCUUAGCAAGAAGAAAUCGCUUUAAAAAUGCUUCAUAUACAUUUGAACCACCCCGAUAGUGUGUUUUAUAGAAACUAUCGGCGACAAUUGGGGGCAACCCUAACAGUAAAUUUACUUGCAUUUUCUCAUGGCAUUGGGCUUGGGUGGGCUGCUCCAAUGCUUUUGACACUUCAAUCACCUGAAUCACCUUUGGCCUUUAACAUAUCUGUACAAGAAGCUUCGUGGAUUGGUGCCCUUGUCAGUGUGGGCGGGUUAAUUGGCAAUCUUACAUUUGGUAUCCUGCUUGACCAUAUUGGACGUAAGAAGUGUUUAUAUCUUCUAGCUGUACCACACAUAUUUUUUUGGGCCACAAUUUUUUUCGCCAAUGACGUUAAUUACCUUUACAUAGCCCGAUUAUUAGGAGGUACCACUGGUGGUGGCACAUAUGCUAUUAUUCCCAUUUUUGUGGCCGAAAUCGCUGAUUCAAAAAUUCGAGGAACACUGGGUGCAAUUUUUUGUUUUGCAAUGAACACUGGCAUGCUCUCGGGAAACAUUAUUGCAUCUCAGAUUCCCUAUCUACUUAUUCCAUGCUCAGUAAUAGUGCUGCCUAUCUUGUUUCUUCUCUUCAUUGUACAAUUCCCUGAAACACCACAAUUUUUAAUAAGCCAAAAUCAAUGUGAUGCAGCUGCAGAAUCUUUGAAAUAUUAUACAAACGUCAACUUAAAUAAGAAGGAUGAACAACAGCAAUUUGAUGCAAACUUCAAUGAGAUGAAAAUGCUCAUUUUGUCAUCAAAAACUAAAGAAAGUCUUUCCAUGAAUGAUAUAUGUACAAAAAAAUCUUUGAAGGCUCUUCUUGUUGGAACUGUCCUUAUGAUCGUUUUAAAUAUUACAGGAAUUUUUACUAUUCUCAACUACUCGUCAAUGAUUUUCGCAGAAGCAAGUUCUUCAAUGGAUCCGAAAACCAACACGAUUAUCAUUGGAGCAUUCCAGAUAAUUGGAGCAUAUUUUGCGUUUAUUCUGAUUGAUAAGUACGGGAGAAAGAUUCUCAUGAUCGCAUCCACGGGUGGAAUGAGUCUUGGUUUUACUUUACUAGGAGUACACUCGUACAUGUCCACUGAAAUGUCAUUUACCAGUGCGAGAUGGCUCCCAGUUUUACUCAUGUCCUUCAUUAUUUUAGCAGGAAACAUCGGUGUUAUUUCAGUUACUUUUAUAAUACUUGUGGAGAUACUUCCUCCAAAGAUAAGAUCAUUUGGUACAACAUUGUGUCUGGUUUUCUCGAGUUCUAUUGGCACUAUAGUCUUAAAAGUAUUUCCAGUAUUAAUGAUCACUGUUGGACUUUCAGGUGUUAUGUGGAUAUUUGCAGCCGUUUCUGCAUUUGGAUUUAUUUUUUUCUUGUUAUUCAUAGAAGAAACAAAAGGAAAAAAUUUAAACGAUGAAAGUUCAUACCAUUAAGUAAAAUAGAAUUUGUAUACACCACGACCUUAUAAAACUACAAAUAAUUAAUUAACUUAAAAAUAUGACUUAAAUAAUUUAUGACCGA